GGUGAAGUGUGCGGGGAGGGACGCGACCUACGCGGGUGCCCAGGGCCAUGGCCGCCCCGUCGGUCAUUCUCGGCAUCGACCUGGGCACCACGUCUGUGAAGGCGGCCGUGGUGGAGGCCGCGCCCGGCGACCCAUCGGGGUUCGUGGUCCUGGCGAGCUGUGCCCGGGCCGCGCGGGCCGAGGCGACGGCCCAGAGCCCCCUUGCAGGCCCCACAUGUGCUCGGGAGCAGGAUGUGAGUAGAAUCAUCCAAGCCCUAAAUGAGUGCCUUGCCGCUCUUCCCCAGCAGCACCUCCGGAAAGUCUGUGGCAUCGGAGUGUCAGGACAGAUGCAUGGAGUCCUGUUUUGGAAAACAGGCCAAGGCUGUGAAUGGAUGGAGGGAGGGGCUGCCCCUGCGUUCAAGCCCAGAGCUGUGAGCAACCUGGUUACGUGGCAGGAUGGCAGAUGCAACAGCGGGUUCCUGGCUUCUCUGCCCCAUCCAGAGUCCCAUCUCAGUGUAGCCACGGGGUUUGGCUGUGCAACUAUCUUCUGGCUUUUGAAAAAUAGCCCAGAGUUCCUGAAGUCCUACGAUGCAGCUGGCACCAUCCAUGACUAUGUGGUUGCCAUGCUGUGUGAUCUGCCAAGACCCUUGAUGUCUGACCAGAAUGCUGCUAGCUGGGGAUAUUUCAACACCCAGAGACAAAGCUGGAACAUGGAGAUACUGAGGACCUCCGGCUUUCCUGUGCACCUGCUCCCUGACAUCGCAGAGCCCGCCAGUGCGGCGGGCAGGACUGUGCGUGCCUGGUUUGGAAUCCCAAAGGGGACGCAGGUGGGCGUGGCCUUGGGGGAUUUACAGGCCUCCGUCUAUUCCUGUAUGGCCCACAGGACAGACGCAGUUCUCAACAUCAGCACUUCAGUUCAGUUGGCAGCCCCCAUGCCUUCAGGGUUCCAGCCAGCGCAGACUCCAGACCCUGCAGCUCCAGUUGCCUACUUCCCUUACUUCGACAGGACCUACCUGGCAGUGGCAGCGUCCCUAAAUGGGGGCAAUGUGCUGGCCACGUUCGUCCAGAUGCUGGUCCAGUGGAUGGCAGACCUAGGCCUGGAGGUCGAAGAAUCCACUGUGUAUUCACGCAUGAUCCAGGCAGCUGCAGAGCAGAGAGACACCUGCCUAACUAUCACUCCAACAGUGCUGGGUGAGAGGCAUCUGCCGGACCAGCUGGCCUCAGUGACCAGGAUCUCCUCCUCCGACCUGUCCCUGGGGCACGUGACCCGGGCCCUGUGCCGAGGCAUUGUUCAGAACCUGCACUCGAUGCUUCCCUUCCAGCGGCUCCGAGAGUGGGGUGUGGAGCGGGUGGUCAGCAGCGGGAGCGCGCUGUCCAGGAACGAGGUGCUGAGGCAGGAGGUGCAGAGGGCUUUCCCUUUCCCUGUGUCCUUCGGGCAGGAUGUGGACGCAGCGGUGGGGGCUGCGCUAGUCAUGCUCCAGAGAAGCCUCACCCAGGAGGAGUCUUAGUCGCACACCCUUUGGCCAAAGCACUGUUGCAGAUUUUAUCUAAUUAACAUUCCGACAUGAUCUUGGGGUCAUCCUUCUCCUGGACAGCUCUGUGGGCAGCUUUUAAAUGAUGUCUAUUCGCAGGGCACCAUCUUGACCAAGAACUUCCUUCAGGGCACACACUAACAAUGCAGCCAGCAGUCAGUGACCAGGUUCCCAACCUGUCCUUCUGAGAGCUGGCACCGUAAACGUAAACAUGGAAGAAAGAGAAAAAAGAAACAGCAACCUAGCAUCCUGGUUAGCAGACUCGCCUGUGAUUCACCUGUAGACAAAGAGAAAAUAAAUGUGGACUUCAGACGCCAAAAUGUCUGGUGGCUGCAGCUCCGAGUAAGAAGAGAAGACCAGCCUCUACCCCACUGCCAGCUUUUGUAUUGAUUGUUUUCAGGGAUAGGAAGCUCUGACUCGGGUCCCAUGCACUAUCAGAAAAGUCCUUCCUCACUGGAUUGUACCUUGUGCCCCCUUUCCCAGUCUCAUUCUCCCCUGGCCACAGCUGGUUAUCUGGGGGUAGGGAGAGGCCAAAGGACAGUGAUGCUGAGGCCGAGGUGAAGAUGCGGUGUCUGUGCUGGCUUUGCUGUGUGCUCCCCUUCCCCUCCCAAGGAGAGGAUUCUGUGGUGGGGCGGCCCUGGAUCCUCACAGCACAACUGGUUUGAAGGCACAGAACAGGGAAGGAGAGUCAGACAGCAUGCCUAGCAAGUGGGGGUAGAUGCUGUGUGGCCCCAUCACUCAGGCACAUUGUUCCCGAGGGUGACCAGGCACCAGCAGGACCCAUUUCUGGGCAGCAGUGGGUUUUUGCCCCUGCACAACUUUGGAAGCCUUCCAAGUGGUGGUUGCAUCCAGGUAUGCUCCCUCCAGAGAGGUGGCCAAUUUAGUCAGAGAGGACCCCUUAUCCUGGAGGCCCUGGCUCUUGCUAUCGAUGUGGGCUUUGCUGGCCCACCACGUGUUCCUGGCUCACAGAAACAUCCCACUUCAGUCCGCAUGCCUGCAGGGACCCCAGAGCAUCUUAAACCUUCCCGUGGGCUGCAGGGAUGACCAUGGAGAAGGCCACCAUUGCUGUGUCUACUUCCAGACUCCCCAGGGCAACCCCAGCCUCAGGCAGACUCUGAGGCAUUUGGGCAACUGUGAGUUUGGGAAGCAGUCAUGUCGUCUCUUUGUAAAUGCCACUUUAUGAAUUAUGUGAUUGUCUAAGGCUCUUAGGUGAAUCUGCCUGGCUGUGCUGAUUGACUUUUGGAUACUAAAUAAAGCUCAUUCUAGA
Molecule: messenger RNA, 2778 nt
Organism: Miniopterus natalensis
Lineage: Eukaryota; Metazoa; Chordata; Mammalia; Chiroptera; Miniopteridae
Source: RefSeq, a predicted model, not a curated record